CCCGCCCCGCGCUCGCCUCCGCCUUCUCCACAACCGGCCAAGAUGGCGUCGCUCUCGCUGCAAGAGGCCUCGAUGCCGGCGACCGGUGGCUUCUCCUUCCACAACACCGCCCGGAAUGCCCAGCUGGAAUCGGAGGGGCCCCGGAAGGGUCUUCGGCUGCCUGCCGCUCGCAAGACGGGCACCACCAUUGCCGGCGUGGUGUACAAGGAUGGUAUCGUGCUGGGCGCAGACACCCGUGCCACCGAAGGGAUGGUGGUUGCCGACAAGAACUGUGACAAGAUCCAUUUCAUCGCUCCCAACAUCUACUGCUGUGGGGCCGGAACGGCUGCGGACACCGAAAUGACCACCCAAAUGAUCUCUUCGAACAUGGAGCUUCACUCCCUUUCGACUGGCCGGCUCCCGAGAGUUGUGACGGCCAACCGGAUGCUGAAGCAGAUGCUUUUCAGGUACCAGGGAUACAUUGGUGCAGCUUUGGUUCUCGGUGGGGUGGAUGUCACUGGGUCUCACCUCUACAGCAUCUAUCCUCACGGCUCGACCGACAAGCUGCCCUACGUCACGAUGGGUUCUGGAUCCCUGGCGGCUAUGGCGGUCUUUGAGAACAAGUUCAAACCUGACAUGGAGGAAGAAGAAGCGAAGUAGCAGUUAUACAUGUUACACACACGACCCCUUCCCUCCCCACCCCUCUGGGGAAAAAAAAAUUAAAUCUAUUGCAAUUCUUAACGUUAAGAUUGAGGCGGUUUUCCCCCAAAGGAAUUCAUCUUCCCAAUAUUUCACAUUAGUUAAAAAGAUACGAGGGGUAUGUCCAAAAAAAA
Messenger RNA from Notechis scutatus (mainland tiger snake), 812 nucleotides. The record is from RefSeq and is a predicted model, not a curated record. NCBI's taxonomy places the organism in Eukaryota, Metazoa, Chordata, Lepidosauria, Squamata, Elapidae.